Molecule: messenger RNA, 4687 nt
Organism: Coccinella septempunctata (seven-spotted ladybird)
Lineage: Eukaryota; Metazoa; Arthropoda; Insecta; Coleoptera; Coccinellidae
Product: vinculin
Exons: 19
Coding region: 229-3294 (1021 amino acids)
Biological process (GO): cell adhesion
Cellular component (GO): actin cytoskeleton
Molecular function (GO): structural molecule activity; actin filament binding
Source: RefSeq, a predicted model, not a curated record
GUCAGUUCUAAAUUUAACCUUCUCGGACUGAUUUGUCAUAUAUCAUUUUCCCAAUAUCCUUCUGUUUUUCAUAUCGGAACAAGUUUUGCAAAUUUGAAUACGGUUCUAUCACGAAUAAAAAGUGAUUUCCAUACAUCGAAUACCUUAGCGAUCAUCGAAUUUAUCGUAGUGCGGUUCGGAAAAUUACUGUGGUGUUGUGUUUGAAUUUUUUCCGAUUUUCCUAUAAAUAUGCCCGUGUUUCACACAAAGACAAUCGAGUCUAUUUUAGACCCAGUUGCACAACAGGUAUCAAAAUUGGUCAUACUCCAUGAAGAAGCUGAAGAUGGGCUUCCAAUGCCAGACCUUCAACAACCAGUCAGAUCGGUUAGCAAUGCAGUCCUUAAUUUAGUGAAGGUCGGUAGAGAGACAAUAAACAGUUCAGAUGAUCAGAUACUGAAGCAAGACAUGCCAGGAGCUCUGGUUCGUGUAGAAAGAUCAUCUAAACUGCUGGAAGAAGCAUCUAGAAUGCUCAAAGAUGAUCCAUACAGUUCACCAGCCAGGAAACGAUUGAUAGAUGGAAGUGGGGGCAUUUUACAGGCUACCUCAGCCCUUUUGUUAUGCUUCGAUGAAUCUGAAGUUAGGAAAAUAAUCAGGGAAUGCCACAGGGUGUUGGAUUACCUUGCCGUUGCUGAAGUUAUCGAAACUUUGGACGAACUGGUACAGUUUUUGAGAGAUCUGAGUCCUUGUCUGAGUAGGGUAUCCAGAGAAGUCAGCGCCAGAGAGAAAGAGCUAACCCAUCAGGUACAUGCUGAGAUCUUGGUACGUUGCUUGGAACAAAUAAAAACCCUGGCCCCAAUUUUGAUCUGUUCGAUGAAGAUCUACAUUCAUAUCGUCUCUCAAGGGGGUAAGGGGGCCGAAGAGGCUGCGGAGAAUAGGAAUUACCUGGCUAUGAGGAUGACGGAUGAGAUAAACGAGAUUAUUAGGGUACUCCAGCUGACGAGCUAUGAUGAAGAAACUUCGGAACUGGACAAUUUGACUGUGCUGAAGAAAUUGCAGAACGCUAUUCAGAAUAAAAUCAACACCGCUAACGAUUGGUUGCUGGAUUCCAAUGCGGUUAAGGGAGGAAUUGGGGAAAAAUCGGUUAGACAGAUCAUAGAAGACGCCCAGAAAGUUUCCCAGAGAUCUUUGCCCCACGAUUCAAACGCAAUCAACAAGCUGUGCUCCGAAUUAACCACCAUGACGGAUGCCUUGUGCGAGCUAAGACAAGAUGGCAAGGGUAACACGCCCCAAGCUGAAUCGUUGGCCAGGGGCAUCAGGGAGAAGUUGGGAGAUUUACAGCAGGCCGUUCUCCAUGCUGUCGUUGCAGUCGACAAGACGGGUCUGCAACAGACUGCUCAUACCGUACAAGGAAGGUUGGAGCAAGCCAGGAAGUGGUUAUCGAACCCCGGACAGGACGAUAAAGGUUUGGGACAAAGGGCCAUAGCCUUGAUCGCUGAGGAGGGAAGGAAAGUCGCGAACGGCCUCCCGGGCGUGCAGAAAUCCGAGGUGCUGCAGCUCUGCGACGAGGUGGAGGGCCUGUCCCAUCAGCUGUCCGACCUGUGCGCCCAGGGCAGGGGAGACGGCCCCCAGGCCCACGAGCUCGCCCGCCGCCUGUCGCAGAAGCUGCACGAGCUGAAGGAGAAGAUCAACCAGGCGGUGGUGAACAGGGUGGUGGAGGAUUUCAUCGACAUCGUCACGCCCCUCAAGCAGUUCACGGAGGCGGUGCUGGCGCCGGAGGGCACCCCCAACAGGGACCAGAAUUUCUCUGACAGGGCAGCGAACCUGCAGCAGUUCUCCAAUAGGGCAGUGAAGACGGCCAAGAUGGUGGCUGCCGGUGGUAGCGGGGGUAACAAGAAGCUGGCUGAGUCUCUUCAGAGCGCUGCCAACCAGGUGGAGAGCCUGACCCCCCAGUUGACCUCGGCGGGAAGCAUCAGGAUGAACUACCCCUCUUCCAAGGCAGCCGAUGAGCACUUUGAGAACCUUAAGAAUCAAUAUGCAGACACCCUGACCAAAGUUAGGAAUCUCUGCGAUGAAGCCACGGAUUCAGCAGAUUUCGUCAAGGCUUCAGAGGAACAGAUGAGGAAGCACACUUUCCUCUGCGAGGAGGCCAUUAAGAACAAGCAGCCCCAGAAGAUGGUGGACAACACCUCGGCCAUAGCUCGGCUGGCCAACAGGGUGCUACUGGUGGCCAAACAGGAGAGUGACAACUCUGAAGAUCCCAAUUUCAUCGAUGACGUGAACAGGGCCUCCGACAACCUGCAGAAUUGCGUACCACCGAUGGUUCAGGACGCAAAAUUGGUUGCCAUUAACCCAUCAGAUGCUAACGCGGCUUCAAGAUGGAGAGAAUCGAAUAAGAUCUUGUUGAAUGCGGUGGGAGAUGUGCGUAAGGCUGUCCAGAUAAACCCAGAACUACCCCCAUUACCCGAUAUGAAUUCCCUUCAUUUGGAGCCCCCUGCACAUACAUACUUUGUCGAUAAAGUGGGAGAAUCGAUGAGGAGAACGCCGACGCCUGGAGAAAGAAAUUUGGGGACCCUGAGCCCCACUCAGCCCCACCAACAGGGCAGGGUUAGCCCUUUGCCCAAGUGGGCCAGAGGGGAGAAUUCAGAUUUGCUCUGCCAAGAACUUUUACCGAAUCAGAACGAAAGAGAUGAGGCGCCCCCCAGGCCCCCACUACCCAGGGACGGGGCCCCAGUGCGUCCACCUCCCCCUGAAACAGACGACGAAGACGACGUCUUCAAGCACGCUCCAAGUUCCAGCCAACCCAUAAUGGUGGCUGCUCACAACCUACACAGGGAGGUGAGACAGUGGUCGGCUAAAGAUAACGAACUCAUCGCUGGUGCUAGAAGGAUGGCCGUUCUGAUGGCCAGGUUGUCGGAGCUGGUCCAUAACGAUGACAAGGGGAGUAAGAGGGAGUUGAUAGCCACCGCCAAGGCUAUAGCGGAUGCCAGUGCUGAUGUCACUAGGAUAGCUAAGCAAUUAGCUAGAGAAUGCACGGAUAAGAGGAUCCGUACUAACCUGCUGCAGGUAUGCGAAAGAAUACCCACCAUCGCUACCCAGUUGAAGAUUCUGAGCACCGUCAAGGCCACAAUGUUGGGGGCCCAAGGCUCCGAGGAGGACAGAGAGGCGACCGAAAUGCUGGAGGGUAACGCGCAGAAUCUCAUGCAGAGCGUGAAGGAGACGGUGAGGGCGGCCGAGGGCGCAAGCGUGAAGAUUCACGCGCAGACUCACGGCCGUCUGCGAUGGGUCAGGAGGCAACCGUGGUACGCCUACGCCUAAGACCAGAGAUCCGAACCAAUUGAACAUUUGCCAUGUUUUCUAUCUUAAGGUAGCGUUUUUUAGCUGUUUACAAGAAUUGAUUCAAAGUAAGGGAUCAUACUGGACCUUUGGGAUUAAGGUCCGUAAUAUUAUUGAACAAUAACGUUGUUGGCUGAUUGUUGAAUGUUCAGUUGGUGCAUUUUAGUUUUAUUAUCAAUGUGUUCAGAGUUUGAUGAUUUUUUUAUACGGUCUGGAUUUUGAUUCUACAGGUUGAAGGCUUUAAAAGCUUAUUUAUUUGAGUGCUUGCUUCGUCAGAGUUUAGAUUAUACGUUGUAAUCACUUAUCCGCAAUAAAAUUCAGUCGUAGACCGACUUCAACUUGUAGAACGACCGGUUUAAGAGCCUUGUUGAUAAAAAUAUUUUACAGACUUAAACCAAGUACGUUUCCUAAUUUAAGCCUUUCAUAACAUAUCUGUGACAUUAAUUUUUAACGAUUUGGUUUAAUCAAUAACUUUUUUGAUGAUUUUUUCGCGAUAUAUUAAAUGUACGAAAUGUUAAAGAAGAUAAUAAGCUAGAAAAACAUAGAGACUUAGAACUUGCCUUGCUAUAUUUUAUAGAGAUAUUUUUAUAAGCUUUACAUAUUCAGAUGGAAGUGCAAUAGGUGCCAAAUUAUGUUUUUUGAAGGGUCCGUAACGGCCACUUGAAAUGUACAGGGUGGGCAAAAUUCGUUGUCCACCAAGGGGAUCUCAAGAACUAUAAGAGCUAGAAGAAAAAGGAAAACACAUUUUUGGAGCUUUUUUUUUUCAGAUAAAUGAAGAAUGGUGAUAACCGUGGCGUCCUACGAUUCGUUGUUUUUGAGUUAUUGGGAAAGAGUGAGAUUUUGACGUUUGAAAAAAGUUCUCAUAGCUUUUUCGUCUUUGAAGUUACAGAUUUGAAACUUCCACCUUCUACAGGCACUUUUAUACGUAGAAUCUAUUGAGAAAAGACAAAUUCAAUAAAAGUUCCUAAUUAUUCGAAAAAAGUGUCUGGAGAAGGUUCAAGCUUCAGAUCGGUGACUUCGAAGACAAAAAAAUUAUUAGAACUUUUCGAAAUCGGCCAAAUCUUAUUUUUUGCUUAUAUAACUUAAAAACCAAGAAUUGUGGGAGGCAGAUCACCUCGGUAGACUAAGAAUUUUGCCCACCCUGUACUGUUUUUAUCGAGGAACACCAAUCGUUACGGUCCCAUUUGUUUCAACGCUGUCUUUGAGAGGAUCUAAAUAUUUGUUGGGACAUGCUUUUUUAUAUACACAUAAAUAUGUUUUAAAUAGUUAAUUGUCCGUUUUUAUAUUAAUGAUAUUUACAUGUAUUUUAUUUAUAUAAACGAAUUGUAAUUGGAGUGAAACUUAUGUAAUUUAACAAAUAAAUUAAUAUACAAUA